GGUAGAUUCUCGUGUCAUCAUGGCUACUGCAGAUGUCUCGCAACCCAUGCCGCUGGGAAGGCGGUUAGUGUCGGCGUGGCGGUCCAUCCCCUUCCAAAUCGCCAUCGCCAGCGGAGUCUCAUUUACGGCCCCGGGCAUGUGGGAUGCCCUGAACAACUUGGGGGCUGGAGGUGCCGCCGAGCCGUAUGCAGUGUCGGCAGCCAACGCUGUUCUGUAUGCCCUGUUCGCCGUGGUCUGCGUGGCGGCCGGCGCCAUCAACAACCGUAUCGGCCUUCGCAUUGGCCUGGCGCUGGGUUCCAUUGGCUAUCCUAUCUACGGCGCAGGGCUAUACACCAACAAUUACUCACCCACCACCUGGUUUCUGCUUUUUGGCAGCGCCUUGUGCGGUCUCUCGGCUGCUUUCUUCUGGGCUGCCGAGGCAGCCAUCAUUAUCGGAUACCCCAGCCCUAAAGACCGAGCCUUCUAUUUGGCGAUCUGGCAAACGGCAAAGGCCGCAGGGCCGAUAGUCGGGGGCGCGAUCAACUUGGGACUCAAUGCACGGACCUCGACGCAGGGAUCGGUCAGUUCAGGCACCUACAUCGUCUUCAUCGUCAUCAUGUGCCUGGGUUUGCCUAUUGCGCUCCUGCUAAGUCCAGCAGAGAAAGUCCAGCGAAAGGAUAAAACUCUCAUCGUGGUGCAUCGGCAGGCCUCAUGGCUGGCCGAAUUCAAGGCUGUCUUUUCAUUGCUUGCCAGCCGCCGCGUCGUCCUGCUUCUUCCUGCCUUCUUCAUCAGUUACUUCUACAAUGGCUUCCUCAGCACCUGGUUGACUACCUACUUUACAGUUCGGGCUCGCGCGUUCUCAUCCUUCUUCUCCAACUUUGCUGGAAUUUUCUCCUCCUUCAUGAUCGCCACCCUGCUGGAUCGGCAAUCGAUCCACAUCAAGACUCGAGCGCGCGUGGCAUUUUCUGCCAUUGUGAUUGUCCUUACAGGUACCUGGAUCUGGGCCACCAUCCUGCAGUAUCAAUUCUACUACGACAGCCCCGGAUCCCCCGUUUUUGAUUGGUUCAAGGGUGGCUUCGGUAAAACCUACGCUCUAGUUUUUUUUUGGAACUUUGGAGGUCAAGCGUUUCAACAAUUCCUGUAUUGGCUCGUUGGCCAGUACGCCACCGAUAUCUCCUCCCUGUCCCACCACUGCGGUAUUCUUAGGGGCUUUGAGGCGCUGGGCCAGACCGUUGCUUGGGCCAUGCAAUCCGAAGGCAACGCGAACCACUUUGUGAGUAUUGGCCUUAACUUUGGUAUCACCCUCCUCUGCUUUAUUCCUACUUGGAUUAUUAUCUCGGAGCUGGAGCAUAGCCAUGAGAUAGAAGUGGUCGCGGAGGAUGCCAAGCAAGUUGAAAUCACCGACACGCCUGUCUGAUUUUGCUUCACCACUUCCAGUAGUAAAUAAUGUGCAUUGAUCAACCACAUAAUGUCCGAUACCUUAGAUCAUAAUGUACUGUUUCCUAC
Aspergillus sclerotioniger CBS 115572 is the source of this 1485-nucleotide messenger RNA. RefSeq names its product MFS general substrate transporter. Gene Ontology annotation, molecular function: transmembrane transporter activity. Gene Ontology annotation, biological process: transmembrane transport. The coding region runs from base 20 to 1396 and encodes 458 amino acids. The transcript is spliced from 3 exons. The record is from RefSeq and is a predicted model, not a curated record. NCBI's taxonomy places the organism in Eukaryota, Fungi, Ascomycota, Eurotiomycetes, Eurotiales, Aspergillaceae.